AUAUAAGCACAAAGUAAAAGAAAUUAAAGCAAAGAAGACCUCAUCUCUUCAUUCCUCCUAAGCUUCUCUCCCUCUCUCUUCAAUUCAAUGCUCCUUUUUCCCUUUCUUUCUUUCUUGCCUCUGGUAUUCCCUUAGUGUGAUUCUCCACCAUCAAACUUUAUAAAAAGAAAUAUCAUAAAAAGGAUUUCAACCACCAUGGUUUUCUCUUCUAUUCCAGUCUAUGUAGAUCCUCCCAAUUGGCAGCAGCAAGGGAAUGUCAAUGAUAACCCUCACCUACUUCCGCCGCUACCCCCACAGGUUCAGGCAGGACCUGUGGGAGGAGGCGGCGCAAUUGCUGGCUCGAUCAGACCUGGGUCAAUGGCUGAUCGAGCCAGGCUAGCAAAGAUACCACCUCCAGAGGCUGCCCUCAAGUGUCCUCGUUGCGAUUCCACGAACACCAAGUUCUGUUACUUCAACAACUACAGCCUGUCUCAGCCCCGCCACUUCUGCAAGGCCUGUAGGCGCUACUGGACAAAAGGUGGCACUCUGAGGAACGUUCCGGUGGGCGGUGGUUGCCGCCGUAACAAGAAGAACAAGAGGAGUAGUAGCCGGUCGAAAUCUCCACCAAACAAUAACAAUGAAAAGCAACAAUCAUCGAGUGCAAUUCCUUCAAACAACAUCCCUCCUCAUGAGCUGAUUGGUCAUCAUCAGUUAUCUCAUCAACCACCACCAAACCUUCCUUUCAUGGCUUCUCUCCAGAAUCAUCUUAGCCGCUAUGGUGGGGGAGGAGGAGUUGCUUCAAACAUGGGUCUGAGCUUAACGGAUCAUCAUCCUCACAUGGGGUUUGUUGGUAAUGGAGGAGUAGUGGAUCAGUGGCGGCUGCAGCAGUUUCCGUUCUUAAACGGUUUUGAUUCGAAUUCUUCUUCAGCUGCAGUAGCAUCGUCGAUAUCAUACCCUAACACUUUUCAUCAUGAAAAUGAUCAUCAUCAAGGUAUUGGUGGUGGUGAAGCAGUAGGUUCUUCAGGCUUGGUUGUUGGUGUUGACAUAGCUGGAAAUUCUAGGGUUAAUAAUAAUCAGAUGCAACCACCAGUGAAAAUGGAAGAAAACGGAGCCAUGAAUUUGUCAUCAAGAACAACAACAACCAACUUGAAUGUCUCUCAUCAUCAUCAAAAUCAUCAAUACUAUUCUUGGAACACUGAUAUGUCAGCUCUAGCUGCUUCUUCUUCCACUCCUCAUAAUCUCUUAUAACUUUGGAUUUCAUAUGUAAACCUACCUCUUCACCCUUAAUUCGCCAAAAUGCUGAUGAAUCAACCAAGAAAAUUAAUGCAAACAAAUGGUAGAACUCCAUAUUCUGGGCAUUAUUCAUUUUGUUUAUUUUAUGUUUUUUUUUUUCUCUUUUUAAUUUAAUUCAGUCGAGUAAUUUCUGUACUACAUAUAUAUGGGGCUUGAUGUGUUUUUAUUUUGUAUAAUUAUUAUUAUUAUAACUC
Molecule: messenger RNA, 1466 nt
Organism: Arachis ipaensis
Lineage: Eukaryota; Viridiplantae; Streptophyta; Magnoliopsida; Fabales; Fabaceae
Product: dof zinc finger protein DOF3.6
Biological process (GO): regulation of DNA-templated transcription
Molecular function (GO): DNA binding; DNA-binding transcription factor activity
Source: RefSeq, a predicted model, not a curated record